This is a messenger RNA of Opisthorchis viverrini, 210 nucleotides long. RefSeq lists its product as hypothetical. NCBI's taxonomy places the organism in Eukaryota, Metazoa, Platyhelminthes, Trematoda, Opisthorchiida, Opisthorchiidae. The transcript has a single exon. The coding region runs from base 1 to 210 and encodes 69 amino acids. The record is from RefSeq and is a predicted model, not a curated record.
AUGAAGGCUAUGGCGAUUGAAAAGUUGGCCUGUGAAACUCUGCUUUUGUCGUUAUGUUUCCAUAAUAACCUGCUCAAUAAGAACUAUAAAAUUCUGACUGCUUACGACUCUACAGCGAUGGGCGGUGAUGCUCUUCGAGUCAUUGGAAGCCGCAAACUCGGGGACAAAGUUGGCCUUAAUCAUACCCUAAUUCAGUUGCAUGAAGACUGA